AUGGAUGACAAGGCUCCGUCUGACUUCUCUGAUGAUAGCCGUGAAUUGUUUGCAAGUGAAGAGCAGUCUACCACGACAUCUGAGAAUCUCGAUCAAUUUCUUCUGGUGAUUGCCGACUGGCAAGCCAAUCUCCUCAAUACCAAUAUACCUCCAUACUAUAAAGCCAAAUUAGAGCAAGUGGGAAAUGCUGCAAGCAGUCUUUAUUCUUCAGAAAGUGGAGAAAAGCCCGUUAACUGGGUUGCGAUAAGAAGAAUGGAGAAGGGCUUGCUGGACAUAAGCUGGAUCAUCAAACAACUUGAAGAAGUCAUUACUCCUUCGGGUGGUCUUCGUGAUGAGAAGUAUGUGUUUCAGGAGGAAACUCUCACUAUAAUCAUGGCCAAGAGGUGUGACAAUUUGGACAAAGACUUUGAAGAUUCGGUCUCAGCUCUGAUACUACCGGAGGCCGAGGCGUCUCGGGAGAAACCCUUGACCCGAGUGAAAGGAGAGAUCGCGGCUGCUAACAGUUUCAAUGCGAGUAGGGCAGUUCUAAUGGAACUUGCGGCCAAGUUGGAACUCCGCCCCGAGGUGAAGAAAGGAGUCAAACUCAACCUCGAGCAUUUGGGUCGCGAGAUUAUCUUCCGAGGCGACCUUCAGCGACCAAGAACUGGUUCAAGAUUCCUUGUUGAUACACAUGCUAUUCUGUUUGACCAUUAUUUGGUCUUAGCCAAGAGUUUCAUUGCAAGAGAUCAAUCACAGUCAGCCAAAACCGCACCCUCAAUCGACAAUUUUGAUGACGUUCAUGCAACAUUACCUUUCGAAUCUCGCGCCAAGCAACAAACCAAAACAAAGGAGGAUAUCCGCCCGUACGAGGAAUACGAUGUGUCGGAGCUUCCUAUUCCAAUGAUUCUCCUCGUUUUGGAAAGCACCAACGAUGAUCCCGUUGUCAAAUCUUCCGUCAGGGAUGUCGCAACUGUGACACCCCAGGGCAGCGUCAGCCCCCUAACCCACACUGGGCCUGGUGCUUCCAUAAAAGGCAGUGCUGCCAUUUCCGAAAACAAGGAUGAGAAGAUUUUGUUCCCGUUCAAGAUCAAGCAUCUUGGCAAAACAGGGACCUACGUGCUCUAUGCAUUCUCCGCGCAGGACCGUGUGAAUUGGUGUAAAAAGAUCAUUGAGGCGAAGACAAAACACGCUGCUGCUCUGCUUUCUCAGAAUGUGGAACCAUUUCGAUUGCGCGUGCUAGCGGAUACUGCUUUUGAAUACCCGGACCAGACAUCUAGAUCAGAGAGUAUCACAAUCAGCGGCACACCAUUACACCAUGCGAUCGGGGAGUUUGAGAAGAAAUACGGGGGGUCUGAACUCCGACCUCCACCAGUCUGCAGGACCGGUGUUAACUGCGCCACAGCCUUCCAGCAGCCCACAGGCCAACAGAUGUGUGCAGUGGGAACAGACUAUGGAGUUUGGGUUUCUGAUCUCAGCAAACCACGUGACUGGUAUCAAGCGAUUCCCUUUAUGCGAGUUACCCAGGUUGCUGUCUUCGAGGAGUUCAACAUAUUACUACUCAUCUCGGAUGGAUCUCUCAUUGCAUACCACCUUGAUGUUGUUUGCCCUGCUAGCGGGAUUACUUCUAAAUCACAGGAUAAUGUCCGUCGAGUAGCACAGAAGCUGUCUGGAAAAUCUGAAGUCGGCUUCUUUGCCGCGGGUCAGAUGAAUGAUCGCUGCUUGAUUGUGUACAAGAGGCGUGAUGGAUUUUCCUCCACUUUCAAAGUCCUUGAACCCCUCAUACAGAAGCCAUCUUCUAGCAAAAGGCUCUUCGUCAAAGCUUUUCGUUCGCAGAGCGAACUUUUCCGCGAAUACGACGAAUUCUACAUUCCGGUCGAAAGCUAUGGCAUCAACAUGUUUCGCACUAGCUUCGCUAUUGCUACUAUGGUAGGCAUCGAAGUUCUCACGCUGGACAAAAAGCAAUCCUGGUCAGUCCCGGACUUCAAAUCAGAGGCUCCCGAGGCCUCGGAUACUCUCAUGAGCAUCGCCUAUCGUAUUAAAAACCUCCGGGCACUAGGUAUGUUUCGGCUCAGUGAUGAUGAGUUCCUAAUCGCAUACCAACAAUGUGGCGUGUAUGUCAACAAAUAUGGCGAUGUUUCACGCAGUAUCGUGAUGGAAUUUGUGGGCAGCGCGCACACUGCUUGUAUAAAAGGAAAUUUUCUCAUCCUUUUUAACGAUGACUUUGUCGAAGUUCGAAAUGCAAUGAACGGUCGAUUGAAGCAGGUAAUUCCGGGCCACAAUGUCGUUCGUCUUGACGAUGGUAGCAAAGUGCCGGGAGUAUUUGAUUCGAUCGGUUCGACACAAAAUACUGUCAAGAUCUGCAUGCAGCACCCGGAUUUUGAGCAAAUUCAGAUUGUGCUGGAGCUGGUCGAAAACCCCGAUGUUACCUACUAA
This is a messenger RNA of Penicillium longicatenatum, 2412 nucleotides long. RefSeq lists its product as uncharacterized. Bases 1 to 2412 code for a protein of 803 amino acids. NCBI's taxonomy places the organism in Eukaryota, Fungi, Ascomycota, Eurotiomycetes, Eurotiales, Aspergillaceae. The record is from RefSeq and is a predicted model, not a curated record. The transcript is spliced from 4 exons.